UGAAUAAAGAAGUGUUGUUCCAUUCAAGUCUCGGCCUUACAUGUACUUAGAUUAAGGAAGUACAUAACAAAAGUGGCGACGAGGACGUCUGGACCUGCGUCAGCUUGGACGUGCUGUUGUUGUAGUUUACUGCGGGUCGCGGUGCUCCUGGGGACAGACGGCGCCGACCUCAGCUUCCACGUCGUGACUUCGUGGGGAGGACGAGCGGAGUUUUCAAAAGGAGCUUGAAGGUGCUGUAUAACCAGGCGCUAUGGCGGGAGUUAUCGGCUCUGUUGGUCUUUUUGAUGAGCUUGUGGAACAGUGGAGCUCGUACACAGAGCGGUUCGGCUAUUUCGUGGAAGCUAACGAAAUAGCGGAAGAGAAAGUGGUGCCCACGUUUUUGAGCGUUAUUGGGCCAAAGACUUUCAAUUUACUGAGAAACUUGCUUCAACCCGAUAAACCUGGUAGUAAAACGUACAGGGAAAUCGUGGAAACUCUUAAUGGACAUUUUUCACCGAAGCCCCUUGUGAUAGCAGAGAGAUUACGAUUUCACAGGAGAAAUCAGGAAGAGGGGGAAUCUUUCUCUAUGUUCGUAGCGGCGCUGCGGAAGCUGGCUGAACAUUGUGAGUUUGGUGAUGUUUUAGAAGACACAUUAAGAGACCGAUUGGUAUGUGGACUGAGAAAUGAAGCAACACAAAAGAGGUUACUUUCAGAAAGUGGACUGACAUUAAAGACAGCCUUUGAUGUAAGUGUUGCUAUGGAAAUGGCAUCAAAGGAGGCUCAACAACUGAACAUUACGAGCAGAAUACACCAAGUGGCAAGUACCCAAAGCAAUGUUGCUGGUCCCUGUUUUAGGUGCGGUAAAACAGGGCACCUUUCCUCCACCUGCUGGUGCAAAGAAAUGAACUGUCAUCAAUGUGGGAAGAAGGGUCAUGUUGAGCGUGCCUGUCGGAAAAAAACAAGCACAGACAAAGAUAAGGAAAUAAAUGACAAGAAGAAAACAAAGAAAUAUGUCAAAGCGGUAGAGAGUGCCUCUACUUCCGAAGAUGAAAGUGACGUGCACACCGUGCAUGUAAUGAGCGUGGACGGGAAGUCAGGGUGUUACUGGGUCACACCAAAGUUAGAGGGUCACCCAGUCAAAAUGCAAAUAGAUACUGGAUCACAGGCAUCGCUUGUGUCUUACCAAGUCUAUAAACAGUGUUUGAGACACCUUCCAUUAAGACCGUCAGACACUGUGUUCAAAGCGUACACUGGACACAAAGUGCACAUGAAAGGAAUGACUGACAUUACUGUGCAAUGCAAGGAUCAAACUGCUAAACUUCCAGUGUAUGUCACAAAAGGGAAUUUUGCUUCCAUCAUGGGACGACAGUGGAUUAAUGCACCUCAUGUAAAUUGGCUAGAGGUUCGGCAGCUGUCAGACGGUUCUUCACAACUACAAGUCAUUCUGGACAAGAAUGAAGAGGUUUUCCGUGAGGAAUUGGGCAGCAUGAAGGACAUUACAGUGAAAUUGCACAUUAAACCAGGAAGCAAACCUGUGUUUAUGAAGGCUAGGACAGUGCCGUAUGCUAUUCGUGACAAAGUCGAGGCUGACCUGGAUGCGUUGGUCAAAAGUGGUGUUUUGGAACCAGUCACCACCAGCGAAUGGGCGACACCAAUUGUGCCGGUUCCGAAAAAGAAUGGCGGAAUUCGCACAUGUGGCGAUUUUAAAGUGACUUUGAAUCCGGUGCUUUGUGUGGAGCAGUACCCACUUCCAUUGAUCGAUGAUUUGUUUGCAGGUCUGAGCGGUGGUCAAAAAUUCAGCAAAAUUGACCUCAACCAAGCUUAUCUGCAGAUGCAUGUGGAUGAAGAAUCACGGGAGUGGCUGACAAUUAACACGCACAAGGGACUUUUCAGAUAUUGCAGAUUACCUUUUGGCAUCACAUCUGCUCCUGCUCUGUUUUAACGGGCUAUGGAUCAAAUUUUGAGUGGAUUGCCAGGAGUACAAUGUUACUUGGAUGACAUUCUCUGCACCGGUGCCAACGACGAGGAGCAUCUUCGCAACCUGGAUGCUGUCUUAAAAAGGCUAAGGCAGUAUGGUCUUCGAGUGCGCAAGGAAAAAUGUGAAUUUUUGAGACCAUCGGUGGAGUAUCUCGGCCAUGUGAUAGACCACGAAGGACUACACAAGGCUCCAUCAAAGACAAAGGCAAUUGUGGAUGCACCCGCCCCAGAAAAUGUGAGUCAGCUUAGAUCUUUUUUAGGUCUAUUAAACUAUUAUGGACGGUUUAUUCCCAAUUUGGCAUCACUUCUUAAACCAUUGCAUGAGCUGUUGUGCAAAGAUGUAAAAUGGAAAUGGACGACUGAAUGUAACAAAGCUUUUCGUAAUGCGAAAACCGCCCUGAUUUCAUCAGAGGUUCUCACUCAUUUCAACCCUUCAUAUCCAAUACAGCUGGCAUGUGAUGGGGUGGGUGCUGUCAUCUCCCAUGUGUUCCCAAACGGAGAUGAAAGACCAAUUGCUUUCGCAUCAAGAACACUUAACAAAGCCGAGUCAAACUAUGCUCAAUUGGAACUAGAAGCAUUGAGCAUUAUUUUUGAUGUGAGGAAGUUCCACCAAUAUUUGUAUGGAAGGAAGUUUACUCUGUUAACGGAUCACAGACCACUGACAACGAUUUUGGGACCUCAUGCUGGAAUCCCUUCACUGGCUGCUGCACGUCUUCGGCUUUGUUGUUAUCAGCUCACUCAUACGACAUCAAGUAUCGUAAAUCUGAUUUGCAUUGCAAUGCUGAUGGACUUUCGAGGUUGCCGCUUCCUGUCACCAAACAUGAACGGCGCGACAAUGUGGCCGCCGCGAGAACGCAGUGAAACGCGGGUGUUAAAAGUCAAUCAGCCAAUGCACACCAGUCGCAGUGCGGCCGCGUGUUAGACGCGUCCCAGGAGUGGCUCAACACGACGCACGCGAAAAGAACGGCAGAGUUUAUUAUUUGACGAGAGACGCAACCCUCCUGCUUCAAUACUAAAUUACGGUGGAUCCGGUCGAUUUUCAAACUAAUAUGUAAUCGUAACCCACUUUUUGAGUCCAUCAGAUCCCGUGAGUGGUAGAUCGGGGCACAGUUGGCUUGUCUUUGUUGAUUUACUGCUGUCUUCUCUGCUAUAAGAAUAACCAACACGGCCCCGUGUUCAAUACAAAACCCUCCUACCACAACAAAACAAGUAGGAACUAAUAUUCAAAUAGGAACUAAACUUAUACAACAUAAAAUAUACAUAAAUGAAUACUACAUCACAUUUGUAAAAUAUAAACACAUAAUAAAAUAAAUAAUAGCCCAUUUAAAUAAAAUAAAUUGAAAUGAGCUCAAACACCUGUAAUUAAAUGAUAAUAAUACACAAAUCCUGUUUACACAAUUAAAUUUAUUAAUUUCUGUGUGGCGCUUUAACUUUCACAAAUAAAGCUUUUGAAAACUGUUCAUAAGAAAAAAAAGAUUCAUUGAGGCAUUUCAUUUGUAAAAUACAUGUUAAAAUCUUUGUCAUUUGGAUUGCUUUUCUCUUCAGCACAGGACUUCUUUUUUCUUUUUUUCAGAAAGAAAGCUGACCAAUACGCGGGGUCUGAAAAGCAAAUUGUCGUUGGAUCAUCUUUAAAUACCCAAUACUUUUUGAGCAGAAUUCUAGCUUUGUAUAGGCUAAUGUUCCUAUUGUUGAAAGCACAAAGGUGUGUAAUAAACAACUAGCACAUUUAUAUUUUGCAUUUUGUUUUCUUACUGUACCGAAAAUGAACCGAACCGUGACCUCAAAACCGAGAUACGUACCGAACCGAGAUUUUUGUGUAACCUUACACCCCUACCAUUUUACCAGUUUUGCACAAGAAUUUGCCUUGACAGUUCCCAGAAUGUUAUUUUUCCAAGCUGCUUUAGUUGGUCCUUUUAGGGCACUUCUGAAGACGUGUGAUUACUCAUUAAUAAUAUGCAGUUGACUGAGGUCUAAUUUGAAUAUUCAAUAUUCAAAUUUCAAUUUUUUUGGUCUAAUUGGCUGUCGGUAGCGUAGGUGUGUCAGCGGAAAAGCUGAGGUGGCUGUGAUGACGCAUCACAGUGAAGUGGACUACAGUCGUUAAUCGUCAAAUUUAAAUCCUGCAAUAUUCAUACUCUGUAUGCUUUGGUGUUACUCAGAGCAAAGAAGUGGCUAACUUGACAGGGUCCCCCCAGGAUUGAUAGAUCUAAAUUCAAGACUUUUUAGACCUUUUUUAAUGCCAUUUCAACUGAAAAUUAAUACUUUUCUCGCACCCAUUAUUUAGAUAAUAUUGAAUCAUAUUAAAAAAAUAAAGCACUGAACAUCAAAUUUAACCUCAAUUAUUAAGUGUGUUUGAGCAAAGAAUACACAUUUAUUGAAGAUACAAUUAAAACACAUUUAAAUAUAAGGUCUUUCAGAAUUUUUUUCCCAGGAUAAAAUGGAUUUUACACUAUUAUUGUAAAGCAACUUUAGAAAUUACAUUUGCAAUACAACAGGUUUCCCUUUUAAGAGGACCUAGUCAAGGUGGUAGGUAGGUGAUUGUCAAGUUGGCCACCUUAACUGUAAAGUGCUUGCAAUUGGUAGUGAAAGUUUAAAAAACAGCCACUAAAUGGCAGUAGUUUACCAUUAAUUACCACAAAAUAAAAAAACUACACAUGACCAUUUCCCUUGGUAAUUGUUUUUUUUCUUAUCACAUGAAGUAUAUGUAUGUGUAUCACCAAAAGUAUACAAAACACAUGUUAAUCCUUUGUUAGCUAUUGAACACAUUUCUUUUAAUCAGAUAGAGAAAAUCCAUACUUAUUUAAUCAAGAAAAACAUUUAAAUAUACCAGGAGGUGUUUUACUAUCACCUACAUUAUAAUUUGCCUAUAACCAUGCCAUGUUAUUCAGAUCAACGUUAACCCGCACUCGUUCCAAUAAUAGACAGUGUCAACCGUGUUGUCGUGUAUCUGAGAGUGAUGGUGAAUCUACGACUCCGGUUUAUCCAUGCUAAGGCUAGUGCACCUGCCAAUACCCCAUUCAACAUGGCUAACUCUUGAGUUAAAACUGCGAAAUUCACAUUCAUUCGAAAGGCAAACCGUGCAGAAAUACAUUAUUGCAUGUAACACAUUUUAAUUGGAGAAAUUGGCAACUUACUUUGAAAUGUUAAGCAGGUCCACUGCCUUCGCAUGACCCAUAAACUGCGACCCAAAGUAUCUGGAUGCGACUUGGUCGCCGAUCCAAUACCUCACAUGCUGGUCCAACUGUUUGGACUUGGUUGUCUUGUUGAGGCUUUUGUCGAUCAUAACAACUAAGGCAUCUGAGCAGUUCCUUGCGUUAGCACACAGUACUGUGCGAUUGCCUGCUGUUGUGAUGUUGAUGCUAAUGAUGCUAACGGCGCGCACGCACGAGGUGUAGUGCAUCGUAAAAAUUCUACGCAUCAUCUUCGUUAUGGAUUAAAAAAAAAAAAAAACUUUGUCACGGAUAGAAUUUAGGUUGCACUGAGAUGUUCUUGAAAAUUAAAACCACGGUGAAAAAAUUCCAGACUUAUGACAGCUAAUUUAAUACUUUUACUACCUUUAAUAAUGGAAAACUAAAUUCAAUCCUUUUUAAUAUUUAUAAUAACCCGCGGGUACCCUGCUUGAGAUGAAUGCAGGUACUGUCCUUGCACAAUAUGGCACA
This is a messenger RNA of Corythoichthys intestinalis (scribbled pipefish), 5612 nucleotides long. RefSeq lists its product as uncharacterized. Bases 251 to 1921 code for a protein of 556 amino acids. The record is from RefSeq and is a predicted model, not a curated record. The transcript has a single exon. Gene Ontology annotation, molecular function: zinc ion binding; nucleic acid binding. Lineage: Eukaryota; Metazoa; Chordata; Actinopteri; Syngnathiformes; Syngnathidae.